Diceros bicornis minor is the source of this 1689-nucleotide messenger RNA. It is a transcript of the gene BSCL2, whose product is annotated as BSCL2 lipid droplet biogenesis associated, seipin. The coding region runs from base 223 to 1599 and encodes 458 amino acids. Gene Ontology annotation, cellular component: endoplasmic reticulum membrane. The record is from RefSeq and is a predicted model, not a curated record. Gene Ontology annotation, biological process: lipid storage; lipid droplet organization. Lineage: Eukaryota; Metazoa; Chordata; Mammalia; Perissodactyla; Rhinocerotidae. The transcript is spliced from 12 exons.
AGCCGAGCUCCUCCCCUCCGUUACUGGGUUCCUCCUGUCUGCGGCUCCCCUCCGGAAUCCCUCCCUACGUCCAACUUGUUCGGGACCCUCCAUUCCCCAUAUCCAGGAAAAUGUGAUGAGCCACAGGUAUCAGCUUCUAGAUCACCACUUUAUGUUCUAGCCACAAGUGACUCGUUGGAGGAUCCAGGGGCAGCGAGGUACGUCAAGAAGCUAUCUAAAGAAAUGGCAGACCAAAGAGAAAAAGGAGAAGCUGGGGGAAAAGAGGCGUGCAGAGACCAGAUCAAAGAAUCGGACAAAGAAGAGGAACCACCAGCUGCUUCAUCCCAUGGCCAGGGGUGGCGUCCAGGUGGCAGAGCAGCUAGGAACUCAAGGCCUGAACUGGGGGCCAGACCCUCUGCGCUCUCCACCAUGGUCAAUGACCCACCAGUACCUACCUUACUAUGGGCCCAGGAGGUGGGCCACUGCUUGGCAGGCCGUGCCCGCAAGCUGCUGCUGCAGUUUGGGGUGCUGUUCUGUACCAUCCUCCUUCUCCUCUGGGUGUCUGUCUUCCUCUACGGCUCCUUCUACUAUUCGUACAUGCCGACAGUCAGCCACCUCAGCCCAGUGCAUUUCCAUUACAGGACCGACUGUGAUUCCUCUGCCUCCUUACUCUGCUCCUUCCCUGUUGCCAAUGUCUCGCUGGCUAAGGGUGGACGUGAUCGGGUGCUGAUGUAUGGACAGCCGUACCGCGUUACCUUAGAGCUUGAGCUGCCAGAGUCCCGUGUCAAUCAAGAGCUGGGCAUGUUCUUGGUCACCAUUUCAUGCUACACCAGAGGUGGCCGAGUCAUUUCCACUUCCUCACGCUCCGUGAUGCUGCAUUACCGCUCAGACCUGCUUCAGAUACUUGACACGCUGGUCUUCUCUAGCCUCCUGCUGUUUGGCUUUGCAGAGCAGAAGCAGGUCCUGGAGGUGGAGCUAUACCCGGAAUACAGAGAGAACUCGUAUGUACCGACCACCGGAGCGAUUAUCGAGAUCCACAGCAAGCGCAUCCAGAUGUACGGAGCCUAUCUCCGCAUCCAUGCCCACUUCACUGGGCUCAGGUACCUGUUGUACAACUUCCCGAUGACCUGCGCCUUCAUAGGUGUCGCCAGCAACUUCACCUUCCUCAGCGUCAUCGUGCUCUUCAGCUACAUGCAGUGGGUGUGGGGGGGCAUCUGGCCCCGACACCGCUUCUCUUUGCAGGUAAACAUCCGAAAAAGAGAUGGUUCCCGAAAGGAAGUCCAGCGAAGGAUCUCUGCCCAUCAGCCAGGCACAGGGUCCCAAGGCCAGGAGGAGUCAACCCAGCUGUCCGACAUUACAGAGGACGGUGAGAGCCCUGAAGAUCACGCAGGGGCAGAGGGCCAGCUGUCUGAUGGGGAGAAGCCAGAUCAGCAGCCCCUGCGUGGAGAGGAGGAGCUAGAGCCGGAGGCCAGUGAUGGUUCAGGCUCCUGGGAAGAUGCAGCUCUGCUGACGGAGGCCAACCUGCCUGCUCCUGCUGCUGCCCUUGCCCCAGAGACUCUGGGCAGCUCCGAACACUCUGUGGGCACUCUCCGGCAGCGCCCCACCUGCUCUAGUUCCUAAAUAGAACAGGGCAGAGUCCCUACAUCCAGCCCUUUCCCACCUGACCCCUUUCCUGUGACUCCCCCAAUAAACUAUUUUUGUGUCACCUGC